Messenger RNA from Perca fluviatilis (European perch), 4020 nucleotides. RefSeq names its product TBC1 domain family member 12-like. Lineage: Eukaryota; Metazoa; Chordata; Actinopteri; Perciformes; Percidae. The transcript is spliced from 16 exons. The record is from RefSeq and is a predicted model, not a curated record. The coding region runs from base 235 to 3273 and encodes 1012 amino acids.
CGGACGUCUCAAUAUGGCGCCUCUCCGCCCCGAGCACACCUGUCACCGCCGCAGAGGAUGAUUCAGCGGUGUCUCCGCCGUCUCUCCGCCGGCCAGAGGGCUCUGUUUUCGGGCAUGACGCUCCGCGGGACUCCGCUGUCUGUUCCCCGCGGAGGAGGCGCCGCGGCCGGGUCCGUUUCUGCCGAGCAGCGCUGACAGGAGAUCCGCAGAGUAAACGACAGGAAGUGGAGUGAAAUGGACAGAAGCAAAGAUGCGUCCUGUUCCCCGGCGACCGUAAACAACGGCGCCGAGGAUCUCGCCGCCUGUUCUUCGCUCUGCCCCGGGUCAGAUCACGGACCAAUCGGACGCUUCUGCGAGGAUCAGGGGGCGGGGCUUAGCCCGAGAGAAGACGACGAGGACGAGGAGGAGGAGGCACGAACUGACGUGAUUGGUUCAGACGUGGCGGCGCAGCGUUGGUCUGAGGAAGAGGAAGGUGAUGAUGACGCCUUCACGGGCGGCGGCGCUCGCCAUAGGAACACGUUUGCGUGCCGGCGGCGCCGGCAGAGCGCCCCGGGAGACCUACAGCCUGACGAACCAGAACCAGAACCAGAACCAGAACCAGACCCAGAGUCAGAGCUGCAGUCCAGGAGGCCAGACAUCGCCGAAUACUUCAGCUGCAGGAAGCAGCGGUGCGUCAGUCAAAGUGUUCCUGGUUGGAAGCUGUUUGGUAAGGUUCCUCCCAAACAGAGCCCGUCCAAACAGCCUCGCAUCAUCCAGCAGGAGUUCGAGGCGCGUCAGGUGGCGGCCCGCUGCUCUCCUACCCAUAAUGCAGUGGGGCAGCAGAGCCGGAGGAAGGCGGAGCCGCUGUCGACCACGGCGCUGAUUCUGCAGGACCGGCCGCCGGACCUUCCAGCUAAGUCUGCUGAGGAGACUCAGAGACACCGGCAGCAGUACGAGCAGAUGGUGGCCGCCGCCAAGAGGAGAGAGCUCGCGGCGGCCGAGCGGAGGCAGCAGCAGAUGACUCAGCGCUUCAGACAGGAAGUGGAGAUCUCCAACGCCACGCUGGUCUGGAACCAGCACAUCCUGCCGCACUGGGACGCCAUGCGGGACAGUCGGCGAGCGCGGGACCUGUGGUGGGGGGGUUUACCGCCGAGCGUGCGAGGACGAGUCUGGAGCCUCGCCAUCGCCAACGAGCUCAACAUCACCGCAGAGCUGUAUGAGAUCUUCCUCUCCAGAGCCAAGGAGAAGUGGACUAACCUCAGCGACACCGACGCAUGUUUCCCUUCAGAUGGAGCCUCGCUGGCCGACAGUCUGGAGGUCAUCGCUCGGGACAUUUCCGGGGUACUGCCGUCUCUCGGCGUCUUCCAGAAGGGAGGUCCUUACCACGACCUGCUGCAAAGCAUUCUGGGAGCUUACAUCUGCUACAGACCUGAUGUGGGAUAUGUCCAGGGUAUGUCCAGCGUGGCGGCCAUGUUGAUCCUGAACAUGGAUGAAGUCGACGUCUUCAUCAGCUUCUCCAACCUAAUCAACAGACGCUGUCAGUUGGCUUUCUACCGAGGACAACACCAGCUGGUACUCUGCUCUCUCUUACUACUAUCUCAACCUUUCUACAGAGGACAGCACCAGCUGGUACUCUGCUCUCUCUUACUACUAUCUCAACCUUUCUACAGAGGACAGCAUCAGCUGGUACUCUGCUCUCUCUUACUACUGUCUCAACCUUUCUACCGAGGACAACACCAGCUGGUACUCUGCUCUCUCUUACUACUAUCUCAACCUUUCUACAGAGGACAGCACCAGCUGGUACUCUGCUCUCUCUUACUACUGUCUCAACCUUUCUACAGAGGACAGCACCAGCUGGUACUCUGCUCUCUCUUACUACUAUCUCAACCUUUCUACAGAGGACAGCAUCAGCUGGUACUCUGCUCUCUCUUACUACUAUAUCAACCUUUCUACAGAGGACAGCAUCAGCUGGUACUCUGCUCUCUCUUACUACUAUCUCAAUGUUUAUACAGAGGACAGCACCAGCUGGUACUCUGCUCUCUCUUACUACUGUCUCAACCUUUCUACCGAGGACAGCACCAGCUGGUACUCUGCUCUCUCUUACUACUGUCUCAACCUUUCUACCGAGGACAGCACCAGCUGGUACUCUGCUCUCUCUUACUACUGUCUCAACCUUUCUACCGAGGACAGCACCAGCUGGUACUCUGCUCUCUCUUACUACUAUCUCAACCUUUCUACCGAGUACAACACCAGCUGGUACUCUGCUCUCUCUUACUACUAUCUCAACCUUUCUACAGAGGACAGCACCAGCUGGUACUCUGCUCUCUCUUACUACUAUCUCAACCUUUCUACAGAGGACAGCACCAGCUGGUACUCUGCUCUCUCUUACUACUAUCUCAACCUUUCUACCGAGGACAACACCAGCUGGUACUCUGCUCUCUCUUACUACUAUCUCAACCUUUAUACAGAGGACAGCACCAGCUGGUACUCUGCUCUCUCUUACUACUAUCUCAACCUUUCUACAGAGGACAACACCAGCUGGUACUCUGCUCUCUCUUACUACUAUCUCAACCUUUAUACAGAGGACAACACCAGCUGGUACUCUGCUCUCUCUUACUACUAUCUCAACCUUUCUACCGAGGACAACACCAGCUGGUACUCUGCUCUCUCUUACUACUAUCUCAACCUUUCUACAGAGGACAACACCAGCUGGUACUCUGCUCUCUCUUACUACUGUCUCAACCUUUCUACCGAGGACAGCACCAGCUGGUACUCUGCUCUCUCUUACUACUAUAUCAACCUUUCUACAGAGGACAGCACCAGCUGGUACUCUGCUCUCUCUUACUACUGUCUCAACCUUUCUACCGAGGACAACACCAGCUGAUGCUCAGGUAUUUCGGGGCCUUCCAGGUGUUUCUGCAGGAGUCUCUUCCUCGUCUCUUUCUUCAUUUCCAGUCUUCAGGUGUCACUCCGGACCUCUACCUGCUGGACUGGAUCCUGUCCCUCUACCUGAAGCCCCUCCCCCUGGAAGUGGCGUGCAGAGUCUGGGACCUUUUCUUCCGGGAUGGCGAGGAGUUCCUGUUCAGGACGGCUCUGGGGAUCCUGAAGCUGCAUCAGGACGUCCUGCUGCACAUGGACCUCAUCAGCACCGCUCAGUUCCUGUCCCGCCCCCCUGAUGAGGAGCUGCUCUCUGAUAGGCUGUUCUCCUGCAUCUCGGCCACGCCCAUGCUGAGCGGGAACAGGACCUGGAGUCAGGUCUUUUCUUCGUGGAGCGACUCGGAGACGAACAGCUGAUCUGAAGUCAGUUUUAUUUAUUAGUGUGUGGUUGAAGUAGAGCUGGGCGAUAAGGAGAAAAUCAGGUACCCCGAUAUUCUUGACCAAAUACUUCGAUAUUGUGACGAUAUUGUAGGGUUGACAGUUGGUACUUUCACAAAAUACUUUUUGCAAUGAGACUUUAGAUAAAUAAUCUGUGUAUAGAGAUUGUUUUCCAGCGAUAUACUGAAUAUAAAUACUGUGAUGUUAAAACAAAUCUGCAACUGUUCAAAUGAUAUUCACUCAAAAACUGAUUUUGUAAGAAAAUUGAGUUAGUAUGUGCUUGGUUUUAUCAAUUCAGACAACGCUAUUGUAUAUCACGAUGUCUUGAUAUGUGAUUUCAUCGCCAUAUGUUUCCAUUUAAUUAUGGCCCAGCCCUAUGUUGAAGCUUAGUUCGCCUGUUUGUGUGAAAGGAGUCAAACCUCUCUGAACUGUCCCUUUUAUUUAUUAUUUUUGGGGCUUUUCCACCUUUAAUGGACAGGACAAGUGAGAAAGGGGAGAGCGAGAGAGAGGGAGGGAGGGAGGGAGGGGGGGAGACAUGCAGGAAAUCAUCACAGGUUGGAGUCUAACCCUGGACCUCUGCAUCAAGGCAUAGACCUCGUAAUAUAGGCUAUGUGCGGCUGCUCUACCCACUGAGCCAACCCGGCCACCAAACUGUCCCUUUAAGAACCAGAAACAUCUCCCCUUCCUCCCUCCCUCCAUCCCUCCCUUCCUUUCUCCCUCCCUCCU